Messenger RNA from Jaculus jaculus (lesser Egyptian jerboa), 2916 nucleotides. RefSeq names its product spermatogenesis associated 5 (gene Afg2a). The record is from RefSeq and is a predicted model, not a curated record. Gene Ontology annotation, molecular function: ATP binding; ATP hydrolysis activity. NCBI's taxonomy places the organism in Eukaryota, Metazoa, Chordata, Mammalia, Rodentia, Dipodidae. Bases 44 to 2722 code for a protein of 892 amino acids. Gene Ontology annotation, cellular component: cytoplasm. The transcript has 16 exons.
UUGAGCCGGCUUUGCUGCUACUUUCCUCUGGCAGUUUGCGGUCAUGUCGUCAAAGAAGAACCGAAAGCGGUCGAAGGAAAGCAUGGAAAGUGGCUCGCCUUUGGCCUCUAGUGCGUGCUUGCGAGCGAGGGCCCAAACUCCGGCCGGGCCGGACGUGGCGGCGGCCGCGGGGACUCUGGUGGUGACCAACUUCCUAGAGAGGGUAGAUGCCAAAGUUCCUAAGACAUUCCAGAAUUCCCUUGUUCAUCUUGGGCUUAGCACUAUGAAGUCUGCAAACAUAUGUAUAGGUCGACCAGUAUUGCUUACCAGUUUGGAUGGAAAACAAGAGGUCUAUACAGCUUGGCCAGUGGCGGGAUUUCCUGGAGACAGAGUUGGCCUGAGUGAAAUGGCACAGAAGAAUGUCGGAGUGAGGGCUGGAGAUACCAUCCACGUCCAGCCUCUUGUGGGUGCUGUGCUUCAGGCUCAGGAAAUGGAUUUGGCAUUGAGUGACAAAGAUAGGGAAGUUAAUGAAGAAGAACUGACUGGUUGUAUUCUGAGGAAACUAGAUGGCAAGAUUGUCUUACCAGGAAACUUUUUGUACUGUACCUUCUAUGGACGACUAUGCAAGUUACAAGUGUUGCAAGUAAAAGGAGCAGAUGGCAUUACAUUGGGAAGACCUCAGAGUAACUCUGGCACUGAUGCUCAGGAAAUGGCCUGUGAACAUUACAGCAUGGAAUCCAGUGACUUGGAUAUAUCCUUCCAGCUCGGCCAGUUAGAUCUUAAAGAGUCUCAGAGCCCUGUAUCAAGUAUUCCUUGUAAACCUGUGGCUGACAGAAAUAUAAAUAAAGCUGGUGAUGAUUUGUUGGAUGUUACACAGAGCCCUGGUGAUGGCAGUGGACUUGGACUUGAGGAAGCCAUAGGUCUUAAAUGUAGCUUUGAUUCAGCUAACGAAGGAAACAAGCAGCUUAUCAAGGAAGAGAAACCAUUAACAUCUGCCAGAGCAGGGUCAAAGUGUAAUACUGAUACUUUUUAUUUUAUUUCUUCAACAACAAGAAUCAGUCUUAGAAAAAGUUAUACAAAUUCCAAAGAACAAGACAACCAAUUCAAAGUAACAUAUGACAUGAUUGGUGGCUUAAAUAGUCAGCUGAAAGCUAUUAGAGAAAUAAUUGAAUUGCCUCUCAAGCAACCUGAGCUUUUCAAGAAUUAUGGAAUUCCAGCUCCUAGAGGAAUACUACUCUAUGGUCCUCCAGGUACUGGGAAGACAAUGAUUGCCAGGGCUGUUGCUCAUGAAGUCAGAGCUUAUGUUUCCGUAAUUAAUGGUCCUGAAAUUAUAAGCAAAUUCUAUGGUGAAACUGAAGCAAAGUUACGACAGAUAUUUGCUGAAGCUGUUCUACGACACCCAUCAAUUAUUUUUAUUGAUGAGCUGGACGCCCUUUGCCCAAAAAGAGAAGGUGCUCAGAAUGAAGUGGAAAAAAGAGUUGUAGCUUCACUCUUAACACUGAUGGAUGGCAUUGGCUCAGAAGGAAGUGAAGGGCGGGUAUUGGUCCUUGCGGCCACAAAUCGCCCUCACUCAUUAGAUGCUGCACUCAGGAGACCUGGACGAUUUGAUAAAGAGAUUGAGAUUGGAGUUCCCAGUGCUCAGGACCGGCUGGAUAUUCUCCAGAAAUUGCUUCGAAGGGUUCCACAUUUGCUCAGUAAAGCUGAAUUGCUGCAGUUAGCAAAUCGUGCUCAUGGAUACGUCGGAGCAGACUUGAAAGCCUUGUGUAAUGAAGCAGGUCUCUGUGCCUUGAGAAGAGUUCUGAGGAAACAGCCUAACCUCCCUGAUAGCAAAAUCGCUGGCCUAGUGAAGAUUACUCUGAAUGAUUUCUUAGAGGGAAUGAAUGACAUCAGGCCCAGUGCUAUGAGAGAGGUAGCAAUUGAUAUCCCAAAUGUAUCCUGGUCAGAUAUAGGAGGACUGGAAAAUAUCAAACUAAAAUUGAAACAGGCUGUGGAAUGGCCCUUAAAACAUCCAAAGUCUUUUCUGCGAAUGGGUAUUCAGCCACCGAAAGGAGUUCUUCUAUAUGGGCCACCUGGAUGCUCUAAAACAAUGAUAGCCAAGGCUUUGGCCAAUGAAAGUGGACUGAACUUUCUAGCUAUAAAGGGACCUGAAUUAAUGAAUAAGUAUGUUGGUGAAUCUGAAAGAGCAGUUAGAGAGAUCUUCCGUAAAGCAAGAGCAGUGGCUCCUUCCAUUAUCUUUUUUGAUGAACUUGAUGCUUUAGCAGUUGAACGAGGCAGUUCUUCAGGUGCUGGGAAUGUAGCAGACCGUGUUUUGGCUCAGCUCUUAACGGAAAUGGAUGGGAUUGAACAGCUCAAGGAUGUGACAGUUUUGGCAGCUACUAACCGCCCAGAUAGGAUAGACAAGGCUCUGAUGCGGCCUGGAAGAAUAGAUAGAAUCAUCUAUGUGCCUUUACCAGAUGCUGCAACCAGACGGGAGAUAUUUAACCUGCAGUUUCACUCUAUGCCAAUCAGUAAUGAGGUUGACCUGGACCAACUCAUCCUCCAAACUGAUACAUAUUCAGGUGCAGAGAUUAUUGCAGUCUGCAGAGAAGCAGCUCUUCUAGCUCUAGAAGAAGACAUCAAAGCCACUUGCAUCAUGAAGAGGCAUUUCACUCGAGCUUUGAGCAUUGUGACACCUAGAAUUCCUGAGUCACUGAGGCAUUUUUAUGAAGAUUAUCAAAAGAAGAGUGAGCUACUCACAGUCUGAGAUGACAUUCAGAUUCAUGGCAUUGAAAUCUUUCUUAGAGAAAAAUUCAUUUUCAUAUUUUGUCUGUAAAGUUCCUUUAAUGUGUUUAAAGUUCCUUAAUAUGUAAAAUGUUUAAGAUAUUUUCAGUAGAAUUGAAGAUCCAGUUAAACAUUUUGAAUCAUAAGAAUACAAUAAAAAUCUCAGCAUGGAUUGGA